UUUUCAUUUGCUGUGCUCAUGCUAACUAAAAUUUGUUUUCCUGACUCUGUUUUAUGGAAAGACAUUGACUAUAAUGACAGCAGUCAUGAUAGUGUUGAUCUGACCCUUUGCUUUACUGAUGGUUUCCUCAUCACUUUUAUCUGUGUAACCUUUUGGAUUGUUGCAAUCAUCAGUUUUAUCUUCACAAAUAGUGACUUACCAUCAAUUCCCUUAUCAUGGCUCAUUAUUACAAAAAAAGCAUUAUGCAUUGCUAUUUUUAUCACAGUAGUCUGUACUCUUACAUAUUCUGUGAUUAAGAAUAGAAGUGAAACUAUCCCUCGCUAUAAUUUCAUCUAUCUUGUGUUUACUGGAUUAACAAUGGUAUGGGUAAUGCUCUUAAUGGCAUAUCAUCGUAAAAGAGGGAUACAAUCUUCGGGAAUUUUUAUUAUUUUUUGGAUGGCUUUCCUUAUUUAUGGUUCUAUUAAGCUAAGAACUUUAAUACUGAUUGCAGAAGACAAAAAUGGAGUACCUGACAGAAUGAUGUUUUCAUCAUUUGUUAUUGUGUACUUCUUGUCAAUUGUUCAAAUGGUUCUUUCCUUUGUGCCAGAGAAGAAAGCCAACUCAUAUUAUACACACUUUAUUAAUCAGAAACCCUCACCAGAAGAAUCUUCUUCAUUUUUAUCACUCAUUACAUGGUGGUGGAUGAACAGCUUAAUGUGGAAAGGUUUUCACAGCACUCUGACUUAUGAUGACUUAUAUGAUCUUAAUAUGAAAGACAGGUCUACUUAUGUUGCUCCAAAGUUUCAGAGAGAGUGGAACAGACUUGUGUCUAAUGCUGGUUUAAACUUUGUUAACAAUGAUAUUGAAGGAUCAGAGACAAAGGGUAGACAACCAUCAUUAGUGCUAGCUCUUUCUAGAGCAUAUGGAUUUGAUUUCUUUGUGGCUGGGAUUUUUAAACUUUUUCAAGAUAUACUGGGUUUUAUAGGACCUCAACUCUUAAAGCUAAUGAUAGACUAUGUUAGGGAUGAGGCAGAGCCUGCUUGGAGGGGCUAUCUGUAUGCAGUUACUAUAUUCUUGCUUGCUAUAUUACGUUCACUGUUGCUACAUCAAUACUUUAAUCGUUGCUAUAUUGUUGGCAUGAGGAUACGCUCUGGUCUGAUACAAGCUGUGUAUAAGAAGGCAUUGAUAUUGAGCAAUGAAUCCCGUCAAAAUAGAGCAACAGGAGAAAUAGUUAAUUUAAUGUCUGUUGAUGCUCAAAGAUUUCAAGACUUAAUGGUGUAUCUUCACAUGAUCUGGUCUGGUCCUUUCCAAGCUUUUUUAGCACUUUUCUUUCUUUAUUUGUCAAUGGGCCCAUCAAUAUUUGCUGGUUUAGCUGUCAUGGUUAUACUACUGCCAGUCAAUGCUCUGGUGACAAAGUAUAUUCGUCGUUUUUCUGUGAUAGUUAUGUCAAAGAAGGAUUCUAGAUCUAAAAUGAUUAAUGAGAUUUUAAAUGGCAUCAAGGUGAUUAAACUAUAUGCCUGGGAAAUACCAUUCAGGAAAUUGAUCAUGGGUAUCAGAGAUGAAGAAAUCAAAGUUUUGAAAAAAGCUUCAUUGCUGAAUGCAUCUUUGUCCUUUACUUGGACUUCAGCUACAUUUCUGGUUGCUGUGGCCACUUUUGCAACUUACUCUCUUAUAAAUCUUAACAGUACAAGUAUUGAGGAUAGAUUGACACCUGAGAAAGCAUUUGUUGCUUUAUCAUUGUUUGAAUUGCUUAGUUUUCCAAUUUCCAUUGUCCCGAUGAUGAUACUUUAUUUAAUCCAGGCUAAUGUAUCUCUAAAGCGUCUCUCUUCCUUUUUGACUGACGAAGAACUUGAUCUUAAUUGUGUCAGUUACACUGAGGAGCCAGCUAGUUGUGGUGAAAAUGCUCUAUCAAUAAAUGAAGGAUUCUUUUCUUGGGAUGCCAAAACACCUCCUAUUUUAUUGAAUAUUAAUUUAUCAGUUGAAACAGGAGAGCUAGUAGCAAUAGUGGGUCAUGUUGGUGCUGGUAAAUCUUCUCUCAUUUCAGCAUUAUUGGGUCAAAUGAAGAAACUAUGUGGUGAAGUAUCUCUUAAGGGCCGAUUGUCAUAUGUACCUCAACUGGCAUGGAUCCAGAAUGCUACUAUUCGUGAUAAUAUAGUUUUUGGUAAAAAAUUUGAUGACAUUCUCUAUAAUGAGACACUGCAGUGUUGUGCCCUUGAGAGUGAUCUUGAGUUAUUAGCUGGAGGGGAUAUGACUGAAAUUGGAGAGAAAGGUAUUAAUCUUAGUGGUGGUCAGAAACAACGAGUGAGUCUAGCUAGAGCAGUCUAUCAGGAUUCUGAUGUGUAUCUGCUAGAUGAUCCUUUAUCUGCUGUUGAUUCACAUGUUGGUAAACACAUUUUCGAUAAAGUAAUAGGACCAAAUGGAAUGCUAAAAGGAAAAGUGCGUAUAUUAGUAACACAUGGUAUAGGAUUCUUGUCACAGUGUGAUAAGAUAAUAGUCAUGAGUAAUGGACGUAUAACUGAGGUAGGAUCAUACAGGCAACUCAUUGAGCAAAAUGGAGCAUUUGCUGAAUUUCUACAAAACUAUAGCUUGCCCAAUGAUGUGAAUGAUAACGAUAUUGAGAUGAAUGAGAAUAAGAUAGUAGAUGAGAAUAAAGAAACAUUUAAAAGAACAAAAGGAGAAAGAAAAUCAUUUAUAAUGACCGAAGAAACAGUCGAAACUGGUUCUGUGCACUAUGCUGUGUUUCUCAGCUAUGCUAAGUCUUGUUCUUAUUUCUUAGCAUUUCUUGUUGGUUUUUUGUAUCUAAUUGUAAGUGGUGGGUCUGUUGGUCAGAACCUAUGGCUUGCUCAUUGGAGUAAUCAGGAAGGAAGAGACACUGCUAAUAAUUCUGACCUCUCUCUUAAUCUUGGUGUCUAUGCUGGCUUUGGUUUCUUGCAAACCAUAUCAACUGUUCUGGCAUCAUUUGCAUUGGUAUUUGCUACUCUAAAAGCAUCCAGGACCCUUCAUAAUGGAAUGCUACUCAACAUCCUCCGCUCUCCACUUUCAUUUUUUGAGUCAACACCUCUUGGAAGGAUACUGAACCGAUUCUCCAAGGAUAUUGAUGUUGUUGAUGAAGCUAUCCCAAUUGCAUUGAGUGAAUUUCUAUUCACCUUUUCUGCUGUUGUAGCUACUAUCAUUGUUAUUUGUUAUACCUCUCCUUGGUUUAUACUGCUCAUUGUGCCAUUGUCGCUCUUUUAUCUUGUGGUACAGCGUUUUUAUGUGAAGACUUCAAGACAACUGAAGCGUUUGGAGUCCUCGUCACGCUCUCCGAUAUACUCACACUUUCAAGAGAGUAUUAAUGGAGCCAGCAGCAUUAGAGCUUAUUCUAAAGUUGAUGAGUUCCAGCUACAAUCCGAAGCUCAUGUAGAUCACAAUCAAACUGCAUUCUACCUCACCAGCUGCUCAAACAGAUGGUUAGCAGUUCGGCUUGAACUAGUUGGGAAUCUUGUUAUAUUUUUUGCUGCUUUAUCUGCAGCCCUUCAGCGUAACUAUCCUGAAAUUUUUGGUAGAAUAGAUCCUGGUCUGGUUGGGUUGUCAAUUAGUUAUUCUUUGAUGGUCACCCAAUCACUUAAUUGGACAGUUAGGAUGAUGAGUGAUCUGGAAAGUAAUAUUGUUGCUGUUGAAAGAAUAAAAGAAUACACUGAGACACCUAAUGAAGCUCCUGAUGUUAUUCCUAGUUGUCCUAUUCCUCCUGGCUGGCCAAUUCAGGGUAGAGUACAGUUUAGUCAUUAUUCCACACGCUACCGGCCUGGGUUAGACUUGGUACUCAAAGACAUUACAUGUGAUAUACCCGGAGGCCAAAAGGUUGGAAUAGUAGGUCGAACAGGAGCAGGAAAAUCUACACUAGCACUAGCAUUGUUUCGUAUCAUUGAAUCAGCUCAAGGAUCUAUAUCGAUUGAUGGUGCAGAUAUCAGUACUUAUGGAUUAAGGGAUCUCAGGUCUAACAUUACUAUAAUACCACAGGAUCCAGUGUUGUUCUCAGGGUCUCUUAGACUCAAUCUUGAUCCUUUUAAUGCCAAAUCUGAUGAAGAGUUAUGGAGAGUGUUAGAAACUGCUCAUUUGAGUGAGUUUGUAAGUGGACUCACUGAAGGAUUGUACUACCCUGUUGCUGAAGGAGGAGAAAAUUUGAGUGUUGGUCAACGUCAGUUAGUGUGUCUAGCUCGUGCUUUACUUCGUAAAACAAAGAUAUUAGUAUUAGAUGAAGCUACUGCUGCUGUUGAUUUAGAAACUGAUGGUUUGAUUCAAAAGACGAUUCGCUCAGAGUUUGCUAAUUGUACAAUUUUAACUAUAGCUCAUCGUAUUAACACUAUUAUGGAUUAUGAUAGGGUAAUGGUAUUGGAUAAUGGACGUAUUGCAGAAUUUGACUCUCCUAACAUGCUCAUUGCCAAGAAAGAAUCUUUUUAUGAACUUGUCAAAAACUCUGGUAUUUUGUAAAUUUAAAACCAUCAUGCAAGUAUUUUAACUGUGAUAUUUGUUUUUGUGUAUUUAUGAAGAUCUAGAUCUAAAAU
Amphimedon queenslandica is the source of this 4523-nucleotide messenger RNA. RefSeq names its product canalicular multispecific organic anion transporter 2-like. The coding region runs from base 19 to 4449 and encodes 1476 amino acids. NCBI's taxonomy places the organism in Eukaryota, Metazoa, Porifera, Demospongiae, Haplosclerida, Niphatidae. Gene Ontology annotation, biological process: transmembrane transport. The record is from RefSeq and is a predicted model, not a curated record. The transcript has 31 exons. Gene Ontology annotation, cellular component: membrane. Gene Ontology annotation, molecular function: ATP binding; ABC-type transporter activity; ATP hydrolysis activity.